AUGUCCGAACAAGCACAAGCACCAGCGAAAAGCACACCCUCCAACAACUCUAAAGAGAACGGCAGCGCCGUGUCCACAGUCCUUGACGCCAAGUGGGACAUCGUCCUGUCCAAUAUGCUGGUCAAAACUGCCAUGGGGUUCGGCAUCGGUGUGUUCACUUCAGUGUUGUUCUUUAAACGCCGUGCUUUCCCCGCAUGGCUGGGCAUUGGAUUCGGUGUUGGAAGAGGUUACGCUGAAGGCGAUGCCAUCUUCAGGUCCAGCGCCGGGCUCAGAUCCUCGAAGGUUUAG
Molecule: messenger RNA, 288 nt
Organism: Saccharomyces eubayanus
Lineage: Eukaryota; Fungi; Ascomycota; Saccharomycetes; Saccharomycetales; Saccharomycetaceae
Gene: MIC10
Product: Mic10p
Exons: 1
Coding region: 1-288 (95 amino acids)
Cellular component (GO): mitochondrion; MICOS complex; mitochondrial inner membrane
Source: RefSeq, a predicted model, not a curated record